Messenger RNA from Naegleria lovaniensis, 4560 nucleotides. RefSeq lists its product as uncharacterized. The record is from RefSeq and is a predicted model, not a curated record. Gene Ontology annotation, molecular function: guanyl-nucleotide exchange factor activity. NCBI's taxonomy places the organism in Eukaryota, Heterolobosea, Eutetramitea, Acrasida, Naegleriidae. Bases 1 to 4560 code for a protein of 1519 amino acids. The transcript has a single exon.
AUGUCCUCUUCAUCCUCGAUCAUUAUUUCCUCUCUCCAAUCAACUCCAUCCAUGUCACCACCACCACCAUCCUCUCAUUCACCACUAACAAGUCUCCAACAAGAAUCAUCAUCAUCAUUGAAUGAUCAUCCAUCAACCUUGAUCCAUCAUCAACAGUCAGAGGAAUUACCACAACUGUCGUCAUCUGUAGAGAUUCAUGUUAACAAGAACAAUAACAACAACAACUUGACAGCUACUGCCACUACCACCCCAACUGCUGCCACUACCACUGCUGCUACCACCACUCCUACCACCACUACCACCACAGAUGAUGCUCGUCAUUUAACUUUAACUCCCAGUAGUGAUGACCUUGUGGAACAUGUCGUUGAAUCGACUUUGACAACAUCUCAAGAACAAUUACAACAACGCGCCAAAUUACUCUCCAAACGUAAACACGUCAUUCAAGAAAUAUUUCAUACGGAACGUGAAUAUGUGAAUGCGUUAGAAACUCUCAAUUCUGUUUUUAUUCAACCCAUCAAACAACAACAAUUACUCAAAGAAGAAGACACGAAUGAAUUAUUCAAAGAUAUUCAAAUCAUACUAGCAGUGAAUAAGGAAGUACUCUCUUUCAUUCAAAUCUAUAUUCAAUAUAUGGAAGAUCAUGAUUACAAUGAUGAGCGAGAUCCUUCGUUGAGUACCAUUCAAGAUCAAAAGAAGAGAAAUGCCAUGAUAUUAGCAAAGAAACAAUCACCAACACUAGGAGAUAUAUUUCAUUUGAUGAGUGAUUAUUUGAAGAGUUACAGUGAUUAUUGUAACAAGUAUGAAUUGAUUUUCAAGAUGAUUGAAGAAAAACGUCAAAAAAAAUCAAAAUUUAGAAAAUUUUUGGAACGUACUGAAUUUACACCUGAUUCCUACAAUGACACGAUUGUAUCGUUCAUGAUCAAGCCUGUUCAACGUAUACCUCGAUAUGAAUUGUUAUUGAGAGAAUCUAUCAAAUCAACACCACAGGAUCAUCACGAUUAUGAACGUUUGAUUUUGGCAGCACAGAAAAUCAAUGCAGUAGCCUCACGUGUCAAUGAAAAGAUUCGAGAACAAUUGUGUCGAGAGAGAGCCAUUCAAUUGGCUGAACAAUUUGGAGAUUCAUUGCCAUUUGAAUUGGUCAAGUCGAGUCGAAAAUUCAUUCGACAUGCUCUCAUGGGAUAUGUGAGUGAUAGUCGAGGUAUUCAAUCACGUGUCUUGAUUUUGUAUAAUGAUUUGAUCUUGUUAUGUUCAUGUCCAUGGAAUGGAGUGUAUAAUAAUAAUAGUGGUGGUGGUAAUGGUAGUGGUAGUGGCAAUGGUAGUGGUAAUGGUAGUGGUAAUAAUAAUGAUCCAUCCUCUCAACAACAACAACCACAACAAACAGCACAUUCCGUAUCCAUGACUCAAUUGUUCAAUAAUGAAGUAUCAUCUUUGAGUGCUACCACCAAUUCCAUACCACCAACAACAACACUACCACCAACAACAACAACAACAACACCACAAACAACACGUCACACCACGACCACACCAUUACAACAACAACAACAACAAAUUCCAAUCAACACCAAUGAACCUCCUCCACCUGGUUCUAUGGAACACUACACACGUGAACGAUUACUUUUUGAAAAUCCCAAAGUCAAAUUCCAAAUGAGAUGUGCCAUUUCUCUUCUAUCCACACCUCUCACAUGGGCUGCAAGUGUUCCAGAUGGUUAUUGUAUUGAAAAUGCAUUUAAAAUCGUUACACGUGAAAAGACAUUUAUUCUCUUUACUGAAACAUCACGUCAGAGAGAUUAUUGGGUUCAACUCAUUAAUGAACAAGUGGAUAAAUUGAAAAAACAAAUACCAUCAUUGGUCGAUGAAAUCAAUGCAACAGAGAUCAUGCUGGUUGGUAGUCGAUAUUUCUAUUAUGCCACAGGUUCAGAGAAGGAAAAGAGAUCACUCUUAUUGAAUUCACAAUUAUUGAAUGAAGAUGAAAGAAGUCGAUUGGAACAUUCCAUCCAUGAAGAUACUCUCUCCAUGAUUGCUGAACAAACUCAGAAGGAUGAUGAUAAUCAUGGAAUGACCUACUACAUUGGUGGUGGUAUGAGUGGUGGUAUGGGUAGUGGUGGUGGUACUAUGGGUAUGGGUAGUGGUUCGAGUGGUGGUUCGAAUGGUGGUGGUACUAUGGGUAGUGGUGGUACUACUACUACUACUCCUCUCAAUAAUUCUCUUCCAAUGAAUAUAGGUCAUCUUCAAUUGGUACGAUGUUACGAUUCAGACUAUGUACACAGUGUGGUCAAUAAUGCAGCAGCAGCCAAUCGAGCAAGUGUGAUGCAGCUCCUUAAUGGCAACAACAAUUCAGAUGAUUUACUCUUUCUAGGAGGUAAUUCUACCUAUUUGGGAGUACAAGCCACGACGAGUAUUGGUCAUGCUGGUACGAGCAGUAAUACUACUACUACUAGUACUUCGAGCAAUACUUCGAGCACUCCAACGAGCACCAAUAAGAGAAUAUCAACGACACUCAAAUCACUCUUACAAUCUGCCAAACAAGAUCUCACUUCCUCUCAUUCUUCUUCACCCAAUCUCAAUGAUUUACUCAAUAGUAGUAGUGGCAUGACACGAUCCUCUCCAUUAUUAUUGGUCAAUAACAACACCUCUUCUCAUCAACAUUCAACAGGUAGUAUGUCACCCAUGGCACUCACUCCUACAUCACCUCAUUCAGCACCCACGUAUCAUCAUCAUUUGAGUGCGUCAUUGACUUCUUCUUCUUCGAGAUUGUCCUAUGGAGGUAGUGGUAGUGGUCAUACGAACAGCAGUCAUCCAUUUCGAGAUCGAUCCAAUAGUUUGUAUAGUACUAAAAUUGUGAUACCUCAGCAGCAGCAACUGCAACAACGACAAGUUGGUGGCAUGACAACAACAUCUUCCUCCUCUCAUCAACAUUCGAUGAGUGAAGAUUUGAAACAUUUCAAAAGUACAACAACAACACCAACAUCAAUCAGCAAUAACAACAAUCAUCACACACCUCCACUUUCCAAUGAACAAAUUCAAGAAUUAUUUCAGAAAAUUAAUUUACCUUCCAAUAUCAAUUCCAAUACUUAUUAUUCAACACCACCAUCACUAUUGAAUGAUUCACACGAUCCAAAUACACAUCAUGAUUCAACAAGAUCAUCCAUUUCAAAUACGAAUAGUAUGACGGAUGAAUCCUCAUCGUCGUCGACAUUGAGUGGUCAUUCCAAUAAUAAUAAUAAUAAUAAUAAUAAUGGAUUCUUUGCCAAGAAAGUAGCUACUAAAAUGAUGAGUAAAUUUAAAAAAUCAGGAAAUAAGAAGAAAAUUCAAGAUACAGAUCAAAUGAUUUAUUUGAGUGAUGGAGAGAAUGAAACAGAUGAACCAUUUGCACCUCAUUUACUUCCCUACAUGCAAGAUGUGACAAAAAGAAGAGUUGAUAAGCAACUAGUUGAUGAAUUUAUUAAAAUUAUGGAGAGACAACAAAAACAAUUUGAACCACUCAUGAAUGAAAUGUCACACGGAACGAAAUUGGAUCGAUUAAUUCAUCGAAGAACCAUUCAUCAUCAACAACAACAACAACAAAAAUUGAAUGAAGAUAUCCAUGUGGACGACAUGUCAACCAUGACCAAUUGGACUGCUGCAAUGGAUCAUCAUGGUGAUUCUAAUACUACUACUAGUAGUAGUAAUAGUGCUAGUGGUAAUGUAUCAUUAUCAUCCUCUACAGAAGAAUUAUUGGGUGCUCAUGGUGAUGGUCAUGGAGGAGCCAUUGAAUAUCAUCGACACAUGAUGUCAUCAUCAUCACCCUUUGUGAUCACACCUCAUCAGGUGGUAGAUUCAUCUCAUCAGGAUGGUGAUAAUGACUUGAGUGUUCUUCAUCAUCCUACGACAAGUUCCAUCUUACCUUCAUCAUCAUCUUCAACAACAACAACAACAACAACUCAUACUUCGACAAGUACCUCCAUGAUGAUGACCACGACCACUACCAGCAGUGGUGAACAACAACAACAAGAAGAACUGAUCUCAACAGCAACAACCACCACCACAAAUAAUAGUAACAACAACUACUACAACUACAACAACAACAUUGAUCCAAACCAUGGUAUCAUCGCCAUACCUUCCACUCCUCCACCACCACCACCACUCAAUUUGUCCAACCGAACUUCAUCUCAACAACAACUCUUCUCAACAUCACUCAUUGAUGGAGCGAUCAUUACUUUAAAUCCAUUCAAACCAACUCCACUCUACAAGGAUCAAGUACUUGAAGAGAUUUCACAUUCCAAAUAUUCAUGUGUGGUGAUGAAUCCGUUAUUUGGAUUAAAAGAUUUACCAACCACAAGACAAUAUCGAUUACAAAUUAUUGAUGAAUUGAAAGAUCAAGAAGCUACCACAGAAUUUGAGAGAUUUGUCAAGAACUUUGAAGAUAAGAUUGGAUUCUCUGUGAAUAGUGAUUUGGUUCCAUCAUCAAUGACCAUGACGACAUCGACCACAUGUCAUUCACCCAAUAUUGCCAAAACAAGUGCUUCAAGUGAGACAGCAGGUGGAGACAAGAAGAGAAGAAGUCUAUUCUUUUGGAAAUAA